AUGAAGAAAUCUGAUACAGAUUCAGAUGGGCUUGAAAUAUGGCAUAUGGAGGUGGCUGGUGGUCCAUGCAAUAUAAUUGGCAUACAUAUUUUGGCAGACAUGAAAAAAACUAUGAGAACAGACAUUUUAAAUUUGAUUGCAAUUUUACAAAACCAUUUUGAUUGUGAUAUAAAACUUGCUACAACAAUCAAAGUGUUCUGUACUCAAGUGAUUGAAUUUGCCGCUGCAACAAUUCCAUUUAGUUUUCAUG
Entrophospora candida is the source of this 250-nucleotide messenger RNA. The record is from the annotation of a GenBank genome assembly. Lineage: Eukaryota; Fungi; Glomeromycota; Glomeromycetes; Entrophosporales; Entrophosporaceae.